Molecule: messenger RNA, 1912 nt
Organism: Scophthalmus maximus (turbot)
Lineage: Eukaryota; Metazoa; Chordata; Actinopteri; Pleuronectiformes; Scophthalmidae
Gene: psma5
Product: proteasome 20S subunit alpha 5
Exons: 10
Coding region: 155-880 (241 amino acids)
Biological process (GO): proteasome-mediated ubiquitin-dependent protein catabolic process
Cellular component (GO): proteasome core complex; proteasome core complex, alpha-subunit complex; nucleus
Source: RefSeq, a predicted model, not a curated record
UGUUGAUGCGCAUGGAUAGUUCAGCCCCGCGGAACCUUUCUCGCGAUUUGUUGACGACCGACGCGUUUAUAUGAUACACCCCUGCCGCUUCCCCUGAAACAAGCGAACUCAUUCAAGGGUUUGUAGCUGAAGGUCCUGUGUGAAACGUUUCAAGAUGUUUUUGACCAGAUCGGAAUAUGACAGAGGUGUGAACACAUUCUCUCCUGAAGGAAGACUGUUCCAGGUUGAAUAUGCCAUCGAGGCUAUAAAGUUGGGUUCCACAGCCAUCGGUAUCCAGACAUCAGAGGGGGUUUGUCUGGCUGUGGAGAAGAGGAUCACCUCUCCCCUGAUGGAGCCCAACAGCAUUGAGAAGAUCGUGGAGAUUGACACUCACAUUGGUUGUGCCAUGAGUGGAUUGAUAGCUGAUGCCAAGACUCUAAUCGACAAAGCAAGAGUGGAAACGCAGAACCACUGGUUCACUUACAAUGAGACGAUGACAGUGGAGAGUGUGACUCAGGCUGUGUCCAACCUGGCGCUGCAGUUUGGAGAGGAGGAUGCUGACCCUGGUGCAAUGAGUCGACCAUUCGGUGUAGCACUCCUGUUUGGGGGAGUUGAUGAAAAAGGACCUCAGCUGUACCACAUGGACCCAUCAGGAACCUUUGUGCAGUGUGAUGCCCGGGCCAUCGGCUCAGCCUCCGAGGGAGCACAGAGUUCCCUUCAAGAAGUCUACCACAAGUCCAUGACAUUAAAAGAUGCCAUCAAGUCGUCUCUCACCAUUCUGAAGCAGGUGAUGGAGGAGAAGCUCAAUGCCACCAAUAUCGAGCUGGCAACAGUAGAGCCCGGGAAGACUUUCCACAUGUAUUCCAAAGAGGAGCUGGAGGAUGUCAUCAAGGAUAUCUAGAGCAGAAAAGACUUUCAAGUCUUGGUCUGAGUCUCUCUGGACAGGAGAGGAGAGGACGUAAAAUGUCAUCUGGGCUGAAUGUCAUAACACAACCACAACUUUCCAUCAGGACGUUCUCUUCCUCACUGCAUUUGGAUUGCAAACGAGGGUUAUCUUUUGUAAUGUGCUAAUUUACUUCUUCUCUGUCACUAUCUGUACAGCCCUGUACAGGAGUCUGACCAACGCUUACAGCACACAAAGUGGAGGGGUGGGGGUGAGGGGCGGGGCUAUUUUUUGUUAUAAAUCAGUACUACAAUUAAAAUGUUGUAUUCAGGAAGUCGUCUGUAUCUUUGGUGUUUUGUGUUUCUUGUAUUAUAGACUAGUGUUAUUCAGUUAACCCUUUAAAUCCAGGGUUUAUACAAUUUUAGGUAUUAUGCUUUGUGAGAGACAAUCACAUUACCCAAUGACACACAUGGUUUAAAAGCAAUGUGCAUGAGGCCACAAGGUGUAUACAGACAGUGCAGGACCAAUUGUUUAAAUGGUGGCUUGUUUAAUAUGGCCAUAUUUUGUUUUAAUUGCAUGUUGCACUCACAUUGCUGUUACAUGUUUAUUCCCCCAAGUUAUUUAUGACCUUAUAAUUGAUCUAAUAAGGAUUAGUAAAUGGUUUAUUGAUAAUUAAAAAAUAACCAAUAGUUCAACCAUUAAACUUUGUGAAUGGUUAAGCAGAAGGUAUUACAGUACCAAACUUUCAUGACUGACUAUAAUGUAGAUGUUAGCAGAUACUCAGUGUAUCUCCUCUUGUAGAAUGGUAUUAUAUUUAAACAUAGUUAUAGUAAGAAAUAACAUCAUCAUAGGAAGACAUGAACAUUUAAAUGUCCUCCUUAUACCUAGGAACUGCAUUAAAGUGUGUCAUGUAGCAUUUAUUAAAUGUUUUCUCCUUAUGAAAGCUGACAAGGGGAACUUAAGUGUUGCCAGCCAAUGAAUCCCAUCCUUGUUCUUUUGUUCGGUUUCUUGGAAUAAUAAACUCAAAGAACUUUUUUCCCCAGUAGUAGA